UGAAUUUUGCUCUCGUUUCCCUCACAGUCUCUUCAUUCACAUGGGUAGUGAAAACCUCACAAUUCGGCCUGAGUUCAUUCUCUUGGGCCUGUCCUCUGAGCCAAGACAGCAGAAGCUCCUCUUUGCUAUCUUUCUAGUCAUGUAUAUCGUGGCUAUCCUGGGGAACCUCUUGAUCAUCCUGUUGAUCGUCUGGGACACCCAUCUCCACAAUCCCAUGUACUUCUUUGUGAGCCAUCUUUCCCUGGCGGACGCUUGCUUCACCUCAGUCACCGUGUCAAAAAUGUUGGCCAACCUGGUCUCAGAGGCGAAGACCAUCUCUUACGCUGGCUGCCUGACUCAGAUGUAUUUCUUUUUUGCCUUUGGGGUCACCGACAGCUUCCUUCUGGCUGCCAUGGCUUAUGACCGCUAUAUAGCCAUCCGCAAUCCCUUGCACUACACCGGCGUGAUGAGCCGGAGCCUCUGUGUGGGGUUUGUGGCCAGUUCUUGGAUAGUCUCUCACCUCCAUUCCCUGCUGCACAUUAUCCUGAUGUCUCGUCACAUGGACUGUGAGAAUGGCACUGACGUUGUGGAGUUUGUGCUUCUUGGUCUCUUCUCACAACCUGAACAACAGUCUCUCUUCUUCGUCUUCUUUCUGCUGAUGUAUGGGGCAGGCCUCCUGGGCAACAUCAUGAUGUUCAUUCUCAUCACCGUGGAAACCCGGCUUCAGACCCCCAUGUACUUCCUGCUGCGGAGCCUUUCCGUGGUGGACGUGGGCUUCCUCACAGUCACGGUGCCUCAGAUGCUGGUCCACUUCAUGUCCUCUUCCAAGACAAUCCCUUUCUAUUCCUGUAUGGCUCAGUUCUUCUUCUUCUAUGUGUUUGGCAUCACAGACAUUCUCAUGGUGAGCGUUAUGGCUCUGGAUCGCUAUGUCGCCAUUUGCAAUCCACUUCACUAUGCCAUCGUGAUGAACCGGAAGGUCUGCGGACGCUUGGUGGCUGGGUGCUGGAUCAUUUCUACCCUCCACUCCAUGCUGCAUGCUGGCCUCCUCCUGCGCCUCAGUUAUUGUGGGGACAACCAUCUGCCCCUCUACUUCUGUGACCACGAGCCCUUGCUCCAGCUCUCCACCUCGGACACCAGCAUCAAUGAAGCGGCCAUCUUCUUCGAGGGCAUGCCUGUCAUCCUGGGGUCCUUUGCCUUCAUCAUCAUCACCUACCUCCGCAUUGUGGCAGCUGUGAUGAAGUUCUCCGCCUCAGGAAGGCGCAAGGCGUUCUCCACGUGUAGCUCUCAUCUUACCAUGGUGGUGCUCUUCUAUGGUGCAAUCAUUGGGGUCUACUUCCUACCCACAUCCAGCUAUUCUUCCCAACGAGGGACCAUUUUUGCUCUCAUGUACACUAUCAUCACCCCAAUGUCCAACCCCUACAUCUACAGCCUCAGGAAUAAAGAGGUCCAAAAAGCCCUGAGGAAUCUCUUGGGUAGGAUAUCAUUUUCUCACUAACAACUGUGAG
This is a messenger RNA of Heteronotia binoei (common prickly gecko), 1484 nucleotides long. RefSeq names its product olfactory receptor 1361-like. Gene Ontology annotation, biological process: G protein-coupled receptor signaling pathway. Bases 41 to 1474 code for a protein of 477 amino acids. NCBI's taxonomy places the organism in Eukaryota, Metazoa, Chordata, Lepidosauria, Squamata, Gekkonidae. Gene Ontology annotation, molecular function: G protein-coupled receptor activity; olfactory receptor activity. The transcript is spliced from 2 exons. Gene Ontology annotation, cellular component: membrane. The record is from RefSeq and is a predicted model, not a curated record.